GCGGGGCGCGGGCCGGCAGCGGGGAGGCGCCCGCGUCCGAGGCCCAGGCCGAGCCUGAGCGCCGCGCCAUGGCGGAGACCAAGAUCAUCUAUCACAUGGACGAGGAGGAGACGCCGUACCUGGUCAAGCUGCCGGUGGCGCCCGAGCGCGUCACGCUGGCCGACUUCAAGAACGUGCUCAGCAACCGGCCCGUGCACGCCUACAAAUUCUUCUUCAAGUCCAUGGACCAGGACUUCGGGGUUGUAAAGGAGGAGAUUUCUGAUGAUAAUGCCAAGCUGCCCUGCUUCAACGGCCGUGUGGUCUCCUGGCUGGUCCUGGCUGAGGGUGCGCACUCGGAUGCAGGGUCUCAGGGCACUGAUGGACACACAGACCUGCCCCCGCCUCUUGAGCGGACAGGCGGCAUCGGGGACUCCCGGCCUCCCUCCUUCCACCCGAAUGUGGCCGGCAGCCGCGACGGGAUGGAUAAUGAGACUGGCACGGAGUCACUGGUCAGCCACCGGCGGGAGCGAGCCCGACGCCGGAACCGUGAAGAGGCAGCCCGGACCAAUGGGCACCCAAGGGGGGACCGGCGGCGGGACCUGGGGCUGCCCCCUGACAGUGCGUCCACCGUGCUGAGCAGUGAACUUGAGUCCAGCAGCUUCAUCGACUCGGAUGAAGAUGACAACACAAGCCGGCUGAGUAGCUCCACGGAGCAGAGCACCUCCUCCAGGCUCAUCCGGAAACACAAGCGCCGGCGGCGGAAACAGCGCCUGCGGCAGACAGACCGGGCUUCCUCUUUCAGCAGCAUCACGGACUCCACCAUGUCCCUCAACAUCAUCACCGUCACACUCAACAUGGAGAGGCACCACUUCCUGGGCAUCAGCAUCGUCGGCCAGAGCAAUGACCGGGGCGACGGUGGCAUCUACAUCGGCUCCAUCAUGAAGGGUGGGGCUGUUGCUGCUGAUGGCCGCAUCGAGCCGGGCGACAUGCUGCUGCAGGUGAACGACGUCAACUUUGAGAACAUGAGCAACGAUGAUGCUGUGCGGGUCCUGCGGGAGAUCGUGUCCCAGACGGGGCCCAUCAGCCUCACAGUGGCCAAGUGCUGGGACCCAACGCCCCGCAGCUACUUCACCAUCCCGAGGGCGGAUCCAGUUCGGCCCAUCGACCCAGCUGCCUGGCUGUCCCACACGGCAGCGUUGACGGGAGCCCUGCCCCGCUAUGGUACGAGCCCCUGCUCCAGCGCCGUCACGCGCACCAGCUCCUCCUCACUAACCAGCUCUGUGCCUGGCGCUCCGCAGCUGGAGGAGGCGCCGCUGACGGUGAAGAGCGACAUGGGUGCUGUCGUCCGGGUCAUGCAGCUGCCGGACUCAGGCCUGGAGAUCCGGGACCGCAUGUGGCUCAAGAUCACCAUCGCCAAUGCCGUCAUUGGGGCAGAUGUGGUGGACUGGCUGUACGCGCACCUGGAGGGCUUCCGUGAGCGGCGGGAGGCGCGCAAGUACGCCAGCAGCAUGCUGAAGCGUGGCUUCCUGCGGCAUACAGUCAACAAGGUCACCUUCUCAGAGCAGUGCUACUACGUCUUCGGGGACCUGUGCAGCAAUCUUGCCGCCCUGAACCUCAACAGCGGCUCCAGUGGGGCCUCUGAUCAGGACACGCUGGCCCCACUGCCCCACCCAGCUGCCCCCUGGCCGCUGGGUCAGGGCUACCCCUACCAGUACCCAGGGCCCCCGCCCUGCUUCCCGCCCGCAUACCAGGACCCUGGCUUCGGCUACGGCAGCGGCAGUGCCGGGAGUCAGCAGAGUGAAGGAAGCAAAAGCAGUGGGUCCACCCGGAGUGCUGGCGGGAGCAGCCGUCGGGCCCUGGGCCGCGAGAAGGAGAGCCGGUCAGCUGGAGCUGGGGGCAGUGGCAGCGAGUCAGACCACACGGCACCAAGCGGGGCGGGUGGCAGUGGCUGGCGGGAGCGUCCGCCUAGCCAGCUCAGCCGUGGCAGCAGCCCGCGCAGCCAGGCCUCAGCUGCCGCCCCAGGGCUCCCCCCACUGCACCCACUGACAAAGGCCUACUCAGUGGUGGGUGGGCCACCUGGGGGGCCACCUGUCCGGGAGCUGGCCUCUGUCCCACCAGAGCUGACGGGCAGCCGCCAGUCCUUCCAGAAGGCCAUGGGGAACCCCUGUGAGUUCUUCGUGGAUAUCAUGUGACUGAGGCGAGAGUGCCUUCAGCCCAGCCCUGCUGUGGGGAGGCCCAGGGUCCUGCUCUUGCAGGGGGGCCCUGCUCCUGGAGCUUGUGUGGGCUUGCCUUAGCGGCCAUCCCAGGUCAGACCUGUGCUUGCUGCCGUGGGGUCUGGGCCUGGACAGAGUGGCAGCAGGCUGGAGGGGAGGGGCUGAGGGCAGCCCAGACCACCGUGAUCUGGAUGGCGGCUCAUCCAUCCCUGGCUGGAGCUGUCAGUGCAGACCCUGGGCAGGAGGGGCAUCUCCCUGUGCUCAGGCAGGUCUGACACACCCCUCUUGGCGUAUGCCUCAGGGACCCCAGCUUGCCCACAGAGCUGUGCAUGGGGCCUCAAACUGAGCUGAGAGGUGGCCACUAGGCCUGGGCCCCACUGGGUUCACAGGCCCCACCCAUCUUGCUUAGGCCAGGAUUGGGGGCGUCCUCUCGGGGUUAGAAUCAUAGCCCCAAGGUCCUUCUGUGGCUGCCCAAGGUAGGGAUCUAAUUUAUUUAUUUAUUGUCUGGCCAGUGUGCUCUGUGGGGUGGUGGCCAAGUCAGCUGUCCCCUACCCCAGCCGCCAGAACAGUUUCGUGUGUCCCCCCUGCAGGGACACAGGUCAUUUCUGGAGGUGUGCGGGAAGACAGUGAGGGGCAGGCGGCAGGAUGGGGGACCCUGAGGGGGGAGGGCCACAGAUGCACACAGCUGCUGCAGGGGCAGGGUUUAGAGCAGAGGGCAUGGCCAGCUCAGCCUUCCUCGCGAUCUUGGGGUGGCCUUCCACCCACCCACACACGCACACAUACACGUCGCUUCCGUCCGGCGUCUCUGGCCUGCACAUGUCUGCACUGUAGAUAAUAUAUCUAGUUGGGAGCGUCAUCCAGAUAGUUAAUAGAGCUGCUUCUGUGUAAAUGCUAUUUUAAACACUAAAAAGCGUUUAAUUU
Budorcas taxicolor (takin) is the source of this 3113-nucleotide messenger RNA. It is a transcript of the gene DVL1, whose product is annotated as dishevelled segment polarity protein 1. Gene Ontology annotation, cellular component: cytosol. The record is from RefSeq and is a predicted model, not a curated record. NCBI's taxonomy places the organism in Eukaryota, Metazoa, Chordata, Mammalia, Artiodactyla, Bovidae. Bases 69 to 2171 code for a protein of 700 amino acids. Gene Ontology annotation, biological process: canonical Wnt signaling pathway; intracellular signal transduction. Gene Ontology annotation, molecular function: frizzled binding. The transcript has 15 exons.